CAAAAGAUUUUAAUUCGGUGUGAAUUUAAACAAAAAAAGAAAGAAUGUUAUAAUGAGUCAUCAUCUACUUUUUUUAAUGAUAAACACAAAGAACAUAUUUUUAGUAAUCAAGAUUAUUCAGAUAAUGUAGUAAAAGAAUCAAAUAAUC
This is a messenger RNA of Cetraspora pellucida, 148 nucleotides long. NCBI's taxonomy places the organism in Eukaryota, Fungi, Glomeromycota, Glomeromycetes, Diversisporales, Gigasporaceae. The record is from the annotation of a GenBank genome assembly.